AAAUAGACAACCUAUUUGUGGCUUAAAUGCAGGCAGUUUUAUUUUUACAGUGAGUUGCUGUAUUUUUUCUAAGUAUAAAUAAUUAUCUACCACAAAUGAAACUCCAGCUCCAUCUGUGAUAGUUCCUGUUUUGAUAGUGGUGCCAAUUAAUCACAAAACAAUGGGCACCUUCCUCCUCCCACGCCCUUCCGGGAGCUCCUGGCCAGCCCACCCAGCCAGUCGCCCAGCUUCCUGGUGCUUGUUACCCAUUCACCUGACGGCGGCUGUCAAUUUCCAAACCGGACAUCAUGUUGUUUUCUGGCAGCAUAGACAGGCAUCUCUACUCCGUUAGGAGCUGGGAAAAGCAAACCCGUGAGGCUGUCUGCUCUGUUGACUUAAUAAUGACGUUGGAGUCUUCCCUCUAGUUGGUCACUCUGUUCAGGGUUUCACGGCACCCAUAGGGACAACUGUUCACCAAAUCUGGACAGCCCCUGAGAAGAGCAGCAGCAAAUGUGGACAGAGAGGCAGGGUGACUCCUUUUGUCCCGUCCGCUCUCCCUCAUGCCUCCUUCUCUCCGGGCUUCUCCACCAGCCUGUCAGCUCUCUCCCUGCAGGGCUGGCUCCGGUGGGUCAGAUCCUCCUCGCAGAGUGCUCCUUCCUUUCACCUGCAGUUGGCUUCAGACGGCUCCUGUUUUCUUCCCAGCCUCUGACUCUCCUCUAGGAAACAUAGAGAUCUCCAGGAGGCUGGCCUCCUCCUCCUUUGGGACAUCACAACCAGAAAACCACCUGAAAAGUGCCAGCCUGACAUCUCCGAAUGUCCGAAUGGAUGAGUCAAAUGUGACAGCGUUUGUGGACUGGGAGUCCCUGAAUGCCUCGAACUCCUCAUUCGGGAGCGCAGCGCCACACAUCCCGGUUGUGCACUGGGUCAUCAUGAGCAUUUCCCCACUGGGCUUUGUGGAAAAUGGGAUUCUCCUUUGGUUCCUCUGCUUCCGGAUGAGAAGAAAUCCCUUCACUGUCUACAUCACCCACUUGUCUAUUGCCGACAUCUCACUACUCUUCUGUAUUUUUAUUCUGUCUAUCGACUAUGCGUUAGAUUAUGAACUCUCUUCUGGCCAUUACUACACAAUUGUCACACUAUCAGUGACUUUUCUGUUUGGCUACAAUACAGGUCUCUACCUGCUGACCGCCAUUAGUGUGGAGAGGUGCCUGUCUGUCCUCUACCCCAUCUGGUACCGAUGCCACCGCCCCAAGCACCAGUCAGCAUUGGUCUGUGCCCUCCUGUGGGCUCUUUCCUGCCUGGUGACCACCAUGGAGUACAUCAUGUGCAUUGACAGUGAAGAGGACAGCCACUCCCGAAGUGACUGCCGGGCAGUCAUCCUCUUUAUAGCUGUCCUCAGCUUCCUGGUCUUUACCCCACUCAUGCUGGUGUCCAGCACUAUCUUGGUGGUGAAGAUCCGAAAGAACACAUGGACUGCCCAUUCCUCAAAGCUGUACAUUGUCAUCACAGUCACCAUCAUCAUCUUCCUCAUCUUCGCCAUGCCCAUGAGGCUCCUCUACCUGCUGUACUAUGAGUACUGGUCCACAUUCGGAACCCUGCACAAUAUCUCUCUGCUCUUCUCCACAAUUAACAGCAGUGCCAACCCUUUCAUUUACUUCUUUGUGGGCAGCAGCAAGAAAAAGCGAUUCAAGGAAUCCUUAAAAGUAGUCCUGACCAGGGCUUUCAAAGAUGAGAUGCAGUCCAGGCGCCAGGAAGACAGUGGCAAUACGGUCUCCGUGGAGACGGUUGUCUGAGGACUGCAGAAGCAAAUUGUGGGCAAAAGUGGUGGGACACAGGUGACUUCUAGUUUGUACUUGGAAUGCAAUUUAAGUAUUUAAAAAUUUCCUUAAAUGUGAUUCAGAAGGGCAACCAUUCCAUAUGCAUGAGAUAUGAAUUACUGAUGAGAUUGUAUUCUUGUCCUGUAUCUUCUGGAAAUGCCUAAAUAAGAGUCAGAUCUCUGUUAUUUCUGUACUUACCAAGAACUGUACUUAUCAAGAGCUCUUCUCUGUUCUUCUGGAAGUGUUUUAGCAUGAACCAAAUAUCUACUCUUGCAGAAAGAACUGUAUAUCUUCUCUUAUAGAUAUAACCAGGAAGGAUAGCAAAGUGUUUAUUGGAAUUUGGAGAGGAAUGCAAUGUGGGACGAGGAAGCAGAACAUUAGACUCUGUCACUUGCUGUCUGUAUGACCACAAGCAAGGGGUUUAAGUUCUCAGAGCCUUAUUUCCUCAUUUAGAAGGUGACAGCAGAAACAGGAAGAAAAGAAAGUAAAGCACAUGGCACAUUAUCAAUGUUCAAUAAACCUCCAUCUCUGAUCUCUCA
Molecule: messenger RNA, 2332 nt
Organism: Cavia porcellus (domestic guinea pig)
Lineage: Eukaryota; Metazoa; Chordata; Mammalia; Rodentia; Caviidae
Gene: Mas1
Product: MAS1 proto-oncogene, G protein-coupled receptor
Exons: 2
Coding region: 540-1769 (409 amino acids)
Biological process (GO): G protein-coupled receptor signaling pathway
Cellular component (GO): membrane
Molecular function (GO): angiotensin receptor activity
Source: RefSeq, a predicted model, not a curated record